Molecule: messenger RNA, 900 nt
Organism: Merops nubicus (carmine bee-eater)
Lineage: Eukaryota; Metazoa; Chordata; Aves; Coraciiformes; Meropidae
Gene: SLC25A16
Product: solute carrier family 25 (mitochondrial carrier), member 16
Exons: 9
Biological process (GO): transmembrane transport
Cellular component (GO): mitochondrial inner membrane
Source: RefSeq, a predicted model, not a curated record
UUCUACUGGCUGCGCUCCUUCAUCGCCGGAGGUGUUGCAGGAUGUUGUGCCAAAACAACUACUGCACCACUGGAUCGAGUAAAGAUUUUGCUGCAAGCUCAUAACCACCAUUACAAACAUCUAGGAGUGUUUUCUACAUUGUGUGCUGUCCCCAAAAAGGAAGGCUACCUUGGGCUGUAUAAAGGAAACGGGGCAAUGAUGAUUAGGAUCUUUCCAUAUGGUGCAAUUCAGUUUAUGGCAUUUGACCAAUAUAAAAAGGUAAUAAAGAAGCAACUUGGGAUUUCAGGGCAUGUGCAUCGAUUAAUGGCUGGAUCCAUGGCAGGUGUUACAGCAGUGAUUUGUACUUACCCUCUUGAUAUGGUUAGAGUUCGUCUGGCGUUCCAAGUAAAAGGGGAACACAAGUACAUGGGGAUUAUCCAUGCAUUCAAGAUGAUUUACACAAAGGAAGGUGGUUUUAGUGCGUUCUACAGAGGGCUGAUGCCAACUGUUAUAGGAAUGGCGCCAUACGCGGGUUUUUCUAAACUUACCUUUGGUACCUUAAAGAGCAUUGGACUUGCUCAAGCACCUAACUUGCUUGGACGGCCUUCAUUAGAUAAUCCUGAUGUCUUAGUUUUGAAAACACAUGUAAAUCUGCUGUGUGGUGGCAUAGCUGGAGCAAUAGCUCAGACGAUAUCAUAUCCCCUUGAUGUAACUCGUCGUCGAAUGCAGCUAGGAGCAGUUCUUGGAGACUCUGAAAAGUGCCUUACAAUGGUGCAGACACUGAAAUAUGUGUAUCAACAACACGGAAUAAGAAGAGGAUUGUACCGUGGCUUAUCUCUAAAUUACAUUCGCUGUAUUCCUUCCCAAGCUGUGGCUUUUACCACAUAUGAACUUAUGAAACAACUCUUGCACCUCAAUUAA